Sipha flava (yellow sugarcane aphid) is the source of this 2082-nucleotide messenger RNA. RefSeq names its product maltase 2-like. Bases 65 to 1942 code for a protein of 625 amino acids. Gene Ontology annotation, biological process: carbohydrate metabolic process. Lineage: Eukaryota; Metazoa; Arthropoda; Insecta; Hemiptera; Aphididae. The transcript is spliced from 11 exons. The record is from RefSeq and is a predicted model, not a curated record.
UAUUUAAAUAAUUGUUUGGAAUGUUCUUUUAAAAAAAGUAUCAGUAUUAUAUUCUACAAACAACAUGGAAACGUUUGAAAUUUUCUUCUUUUUAGUACUCGCUCACACAUGUGCAACAGUAAGUGGAACUGUCGAUAUUCCUGUGAAAACGCCAAACAAUGAAUGGUGGUCAAAAACUAUACUUUAUCAGGUGUAUCCUAGGUCAUUUAAGGAUACUAAUAAAGACGGCAUCGGAGAUUUAAAAGGAAUCACGCAGAAGCUUGAUCAUUUCGUUGAUCUUGGCAUCGAGACAUUGUGGAUUGGACCGUUUUUUAAAUCACCCAUGGAUGAUAUGGGAUAUGAUGUAGAAGAUUUUAAAGAAAUUGAUCCUCUGUUUGGUACCAUGGCAGAUUUUGAAGAAUUGAUUUUAGAAAUGAAAAAACGAAAUCUAAAGUUAGUAACAGAUCUUAUACCGAACCAUUCAAGUUAUAAAUCUGAAUGGUUUCAAAAAUCAAUCAAAAAUGAUCCCGUGUAUGCUGACUACUAUAUUUGGCAUAAUGCUUCGAACCAAAAUGAAGUUCUUAAAAAUUCAUCAAUUAAACCAAUACCUCCUAACAAUUGGAUGAGUGUAUUUGGAGGGUCUGGUUGGACAUGGAAUACAGAGAGAAAUCAAUUUUACUAUCAUCAAUUUAGUCCAAAACAACCAGACUUUAAUAUAAGGAAUAAAAAAAUUCAACAAGAAUUGUUGGAUAUAAUGGAAUUUUGGUUGGAUAAAGGCAUUCUUGGAUUCCGAAUCGACGCUCUAAAACAUUUAUUUGAAACUGAAGAAUUAACAGAUGAACCGUUUUUACCAGGAAAAGAAAGUUCGACUAAUUACGAUGAUAUGAUUCACAACUGUACUGUAGAUCAACCUGAGGUCUAUGCACUUAUUCAGGAUUGGAGAGAAUUUGUGAUUAAUUAUGCUACUCGCAAAAAUCUAAAUAUGUCCAUAUUUCUAGCCACAGAAUCGUACUCGAAAAUAAAUAUAUUAAUGCAAUACUACGGAAAUUCAACGAGACCUGGAGCUCAAGCACCAUUCAACUUUGGAUUAUUAACUGUUGAUCCAAAUAAAUACGUGGAUUCUAUUGAAAGUAAAAUUCAAGUUUGGAUGAAAAAUAUGCCAGAUGGUACUAUUGCCAACUGGGUGAUGGAAAAUCAUGACAAUUUCAGAAUACCGACUAAAUUUGGUCCUGAAUUGGUACAGAUGUUUAAUGCUCUGAAAUUAGCUCUUCCCGGUAUAGAUGUGACAUAUUAUGGUGGUGAAAUAGGCAUGCACAACACAUUCGUGAGAAAAGAUCAAAUAAAAGAUCCUAAUAAUGCAGGUGGUAUAAGAGCAGAUGAAUCAAGAGAUUAUGAAAGAACCCCAAUGCAAUGGGACGACUCGGUAAAUGCAGGAUUCACCGAAGAAAAGUACUCGUGGUUACCAGUAAAUCCGAAUUAUUACCAAGUAAAUGUUAAAACACAAAAAACUAUUCCAACAAGUAACUACAACUUUUACAAAAAAAUGUCUCAACUUCGACACACUGAAACAUUGAGACACGGUGGUCUACAAACGUUCAAUAUUAGUGAUUCGAUUUAUAUUGUUAAGAGGUAUUUACCCGAUCAUGAAACGUACCUAGUCGUGUUGAACUUUGCUAGUGAAACUGAAACGGUAAUCAUAUCAAAUGUCAUAAAGAAUAUUGAGAACGAGACCUUAUAUGUAUAUUUGGCGAGUGAAAAUUCUGCGUACACCGAAGGCUAUACCGUAUCUGCCAACUCUUCGAGUGGACAUCUAUUGGUUCUGCGACCAAAGGCUGUUGUCGUGUUAACAAAUAAAUUUAUCGAAGCACCAGUAAUACAACAGACCGGAAAUAGUGGGACACAGAUCAAUUGUACAAUUAUUAGUUUUAUCUGCGCUAUUAUUUUCGGAAUAUACUCUCAAUAAACUCUUCGUUUAUAGUUGUAUAGUUGGUUAUAAUUUAUUUAAUUUAAGAUUUUAUAAGAAAAAAAAUGUUGUAUGCCUAAUAUUCGUGGCGUGUGCGAAUGGUUUCUUCAAAUAAAUCCAGCCUUUUUGAUCAACACGAA